Molecule: messenger RNA, 589 nt
Organism: Hibiscus syriacus
Lineage: Eukaryota; Viridiplantae; Streptophyta; Magnoliopsida; Malvales; Malvaceae
Product: norbelladine synthase-like
Exons: 2
Coding region: 50-589 (179 amino acids)
Biological process (GO): abscisic acid-activated signaling pathway; defense response
Cellular component (GO): cytoplasm; nucleus
Molecular function (GO): protein phosphatase inhibitor activity; signaling receptor activity; abscisic acid binding
Source: RefSeq, a predicted model, not a curated record
AUAUCAUUCCACAGAGUUCAAAACUAAUUAAAACCCAGAUUUUGCAGAGAUGUUGAAGCAAGCUUCCUUCACUUUCUUUCUGGUUUUCUCUUGUUGUAUGAGAGCUGAGUCCCAAGAGUUGAAGCAUCUCACCAAUGAGCUUCAAGUGAAUGUGGCAGCAAAUAGGGUUUGGGAGCUUUAUAGGCACCUUGGGAUUUCAAGGCUUACUGCUCAAAAUCUCCAGAACGUGAUCCGUGAUGUUCAAGUUUUGGAAGGCGAUGGUGGUGUUGGGACGAUGCUCAAACUCACUUUUGCUCUAGGGAAUUCAAGCUACACUGAAAGAUUCAUGGAGGUAGAUGAUGAAAAGAGGGUGAAAGUGGCAAAGGGAUUGGAAGGAGGGUGUUUGGCGAUUGGUUGCUCAGUUCAAAUUGUUCGAUUUGAUAUUAUUGAGAAAAGCAGUGAUUCAUGCAUUAUUAGAUCAGAUAUUAGUUAUUCUGUGAAGGAAGAGUUUGAAGCUAAUGAUCCAAAGCCCAACAUUCAACUCCUAGCAGCUGCCGCACAUAUUGCUAAAACAUUUCUCGAAAGCUCAGAAACUUCUGCAUCACUUUAA